AUGCACAUUGGAUGCGAGUAUCGGUAUCCCGAAGCACUUGACGGCCUCUCUCCCGUUGAGGAAAGGCUGAUUGCCCUGCAGGCCUCAUUCGGCUACAUCACAGAGUUCACCGUCGACAACAAGACCCCGUCAGGCCUCAGCUACCGGAAGCACGUCAAGGGCCAUUUCGUGGUCUUUCCGAACAAGGUCGAGGACCUCGUUGCCACAGUCCUCCCUCGCCCUCUUUUGGAAACCAUCGAGAACAUCCACGUUUCUUGGAGUGGCUCCAGCAAACCUGGCGCUGCCGACGUUGGCCUUCUUCUCCAAGUGCGCAAGUCCCGCGUGACGGCCGCCCUGUCAUGGCUCCAGAAGAACAAUCCGCUCUACGAGCACAUCGCGAUCGAUCAUGGCGAGAUAGAUGACUGGCAGUACGCAGACGGCUCCAAUGUCCCUAUGCUCAUCAUGGACAGCAUGCAGCGGGACGAGCCGUCCGUUGCUGAGAAGACGCAGACAGACCACAUAGUCCCAGAUACCGAUCGAGGUUUGGAAGAUAACCGGUUCACGAGCAUUGAAGAGAUUGUUGCAUCGGCGCAAGCUCAGUCCGGUCACGACUCCAACCUUCCCGGCGGCACUCUGCCGAACGAACAGGACCUCCCCUUGUCGGAAACGACAUCGUCCGGAAUGUUUCCUCUUGACGGGCCAGCGGCUUUCGAAGAGGCCGAUAAGCUUUCAUUUCUAGCCGACGCUAUCCAGACGAGCCGGACUCGAGGUGCCGACGAGGCUGAGCCGUGCGCGAUGCAUGUCCAGGGCACGGGAGCGCAGCUGUACAUCCUGGUGGAACGAGGCGCAGAGUUUACGUACAGCCUGCACGAGGACUUCUUCCUGCGCACCUUCCCGAAGCUUUUCCCCUGGGGCAGAGGUGGCCCAAAGGCGCUGCACGCGUCGGACCUCCAGCAACAGCAGGCUCCGGCGGCCGCCGUGCUCUAUGUGAACCACUCGCUCAGUUACUUGGCCAGAUACGUGUUGCAGCGACAUGGCAUGGUGCGCACGACAAAGGGUUCUUUCGAGAGGGUUGAACGAGUUUCCGAAACCCUGACAGGGGACCGACUGAAGAAUGCCGAGGACGAGAUGCGAGAAACAAGGAAGACGACGGACCCCGACGUGGCGUUCCUGCUCCGUGAGUUGUCCAUCUUCGGCCAUGCCCAGCCGCUCUCCAACGAAACGCGACUGCUCAUGCGCAGGAAGAUACAAGCAAUUAACAUCUGGACUGGCACGCCCGCAAUUUGGUUUCCCAUCAACCCCAACGACAUCAACAGCCCGGUCAAGAUGCGGCUCUCCAUCCACAGGCUCCACGAUUAUCACGCGGCGAAGGACGUAUUGGCGGAUCUCCGGGGGAUAUACGACAGGAUUGCCCUCAGUAUCAUGGAUCCGGUCAGCUCUGCCAUCUUCUUCCAUAGAGAAAUAUCUUUGUUCUUCGAAAAAUACGUCCGAACAGGCCAAGAGUCGAUCUUCGGGAAGGCGAGUCACUAUUAUGCAACGGUGGAGACGAACGAUCGCGGUAGUCUGCACCUGCACGGACUCCUGUGGUUGCACGGCAACAUGGAGCUGCCGUCGCUCAUCGACGACAUCGCCGACCCUCGAGAAGAAGAGUAUCGUGCCCGAGUGGUGCGCUACGUGGACUCGGUCUUCCACGAGUGCCUGGAUGAGGACGCCGGGAAGGCACUCCGCCAGGAGCGGAAGCCGAUCCACCCCGUCGAGGAGAUGAUCAACGACACCGAGGCCCUGUCUGCGGCCUUUGACGCCGAGGCCAACUUCAUCGCGCACUGCUGCCAGGUCCAUUCCCACACCUACACCUGCAUCAAGUAUUCUCUAAAGGGCCUCACUAACCACGACGCGGACAAGUACAGGCGAACGACUUGCCGGUUUAAGGCACCCUGGAAGAUUGUGGACGCGACGAGGCUGAACGACGACAACCUACUCACCAUCCGUCGCAACCAUCCGCUCGUCAACCGGUAUAACAAAGCGAUGGCGGUUGGCCUCCGCCACAACCACGACGUAUCGAUGAUCUUGACGAGGACCAAGGGCCUGGCCAUGGUAUUUUACAUCACCAACUAUGCUACGAAGUUGGACACGCCAUGUGGAGACGAAUCGCCCACGCGGCCGGAGUCUUCCGACAGCUUCGCGAAGAUGCCGUGUCGAGGCGUGACGCAUCAGCACCAGCCGAUCAAGGCGCCCAGCGACCUGCCGUGCUGA
This is a messenger RNA of Hirsutella rhossiliensis, 2232 nucleotides long. Its product is annotated as ATP-dependent DNA helicase PIF1. NCBI's taxonomy places the organism in Eukaryota, Fungi, Ascomycota, Sordariomycetes, Hypocreales, Ophiocordycipitaceae. The record is from RefSeq and is a predicted model, not a curated record. The coding region runs from base 1 to 2232 and encodes 743 amino acids. The transcript is spliced from 3 exons.